Molecule: messenger RNA, 729 nt
Organism: Penicillium antarcticum
Lineage: Eukaryota; Fungi; Ascomycota; Eurotiomycetes; Eurotiales; Aspergillaceae
Product: golgi SNAP receptor complex member 2 family protein
Exons: 4
Coding region: 1-729 (242 amino acids)
Biological process (GO): vesicle fusion; endoplasmic reticulum to Golgi vesicle-mediated transport
Cellular component (GO): Golgi apparatus; late endosome membrane; SNARE complex
Molecular function (GO): SNAP receptor activity; SNARE binding
Source: RefSeq, a predicted model, not a curated record
AUGAACUCGCUAUUUAAUUCUGCUCUCAAGCAGUCGUCCUCGAUCCGCCGGGACCUGGACACUUUCUCACAGUCUCCUGCCACCUCCUCACCCGCAUUACAAGGCCAGCUUGCUGCCUCUCUGGCAUCAUUGUCCCGCACAGUCGAUGACUAUUCAGCUCUCUCCAAGAAGGAACUGAUCCCCGAAAAACAACAAAAAGCCUUCGACCGAAUCAAGAACUUCCGCGAUGAGCUCGCAGACUACCGAACACAAUUCGACCGACUUCGCAAAGAGCGCGAGGAUGCACAAUCGGUGACCAACCGCAACGAACUGCUCGGCCGUCGACCACACCACGCCGCAACACCCGAGAACCCCUACGCGCAGUCCUCCCUUCCACAAACCACUUCAGCAUUCGCACCUACAUCGUCAGGCCUUAGCUUCGGCGCCGGCCCGUCAGAAUACAACCGCGAAACAAACGCUCUCCGCGAACAGUCCUUUUUCUCCAACACAAACACUCAGUUAGACGACUUCCUCGAUCGAGGUCGUGCCGUCCUGGCUGACCUGGGCCAGCAGCGAGAGGUAUUAAAGGGCACACAACGCCGGCUAUAUAGUGUCGCAAACACGCUGGGCGUAAGCGGAGACACAAUUCGAAUGGUGGAGCGACGUGCUCGGCAGGAUAAGUGGAUUUUCUGGGGUGGAGUGGUUGUCUUCUUUUUGUUCUGCUGGCUCGUGCUGCACUUUUUGCGUUGA